Ostertagia ostertagi is the source of this 1617-nucleotide messenger RNA. NCBI's taxonomy places the organism in Eukaryota, Metazoa, Nematoda, Chromadorea, Rhabditida, Trichostrongylidae. The record is from the annotation of a GenBank genome assembly.
AUGCCUGACGCGAUCGAUAUCGCCGCAGAUGAUUUCCGUAUCGAUCGUUUCAGCGGCCGUAAUGAAGGUAUGAUACCCAGCCCUUCGAGCAAGGAGAGAAAACUAUUGAAACCCCACAAUCCUGGAACUUCGCCUGUAAAAAUAUGUCAACCUCCGGUGCGUUCUCCCCUGGUUACACCAACGAAAAGCUACGGUGACAGAUUUAUUCCGAUUCGGAAACCGAACCAAGAGUGGACCACGCGAUACAAUGCCAUAGUUUGUCCUGAACAAGAGUCGCCUGCUAGCUUUAAGCGUCCCACAGCAAACCGUACGCCGACAACGACUGCAAACGUGACCAAUAAUAAUGGCAGCCCUAGUUCACAGUACAAUCAAAACCAGAACACGAACAGUGAAGAAUCGCGACAGGAUCAAAUGGUUGUACGAGCGUUGCUUCGCAAUGAGUUGCUGCAGGAUAGAAUCGACGAUAUACGUUCGUGCUACAAGGAUCUUGAGACAGAGAAGCCACCAAGUAGCCCCGCUGGAGGACUCUUUAGCUACAUCAAGCGAACACCGACUAAAUUAGGGGAUCCUAGCACUUCUCAUAGCUUCGCAUUAUCGCCCUUUUCUGGUCCAUUGAGCGAGGAUAGUCAAAGACUCUUGAAAAGUCCUCGAAAACCACAGAGGAAAGUUCCGAAAAAUCCGUAUAAGGUGCUUGAUGCUCCUGAGCUUCAAGAUGACUUCUAUCUGAAUCUAGUCGAUUGGUCCUCCCAAAAUAUGCUGUCUGUGGGUCUGAACACUUGUGUUUAUUUGUGGAGCGCUUGUAAUAGUCAGGUUGUUAAGCUGUGUGAUUUGGUGAAUGAUCAGGACACCGUGACUUCGGUGCAGUGGGCGGAUAAAGGCGAACUCCUUGCUGUUGGCACAAACCGAGGAAUCACUCAGAUAUGGGAUGUGCAUAGUCAAAAAAUGACCAUGGAGCUGUCUGGUCACACGUCACGCGUUGGGUGCUUGGCUUGGAAUGGCGACCUUGUUUGUUCGGGCAGCCGUGAUCGCCAUAUUAUCCAACGUGAUAUUCGCCAACCUCAUAACACAGAAAAGAAAAUGAGUGCGCAUCGUCAAGAAGUCUGUGGUCUCAAAUGGUCACCUGAUAAGCAGUAUCUCGCAUCCGGUGGAAACGAUAACCAAUUAUUGGUGUGGUCAAUGCGACGCACAGAUCCUAGUCAAACAUUCACUGAACAUAGUGCAGCAGUGAAGGCACUCGCGUGGUCGCCACAUCACCAUGGCCUAUUGGUGUCUGGAGGAGGGACCGCGGAUCGGCACUUGCGAUUCUGGAACACGUUGACCGGUCAGCCAAUGCAAGCUAUCGAUACGGGAACGUGGUCGAAGCAUAGCAGUGAGCUGGUGUCAACUCAUGGUUACUCCCUGAAUCAGGUGAUAAUAUGGAAAUAUCCAAGCCUUCAACCGGUGACGAAGCUCUCUGGUCAUCAGUUCCGUGUUUUGUACUUGGCGAUGUCGCCGGAUGGAGAAUCGAUUGUUACUGGAGCAGGUGAUGAAACACUGCGAUUUUGGCACGUAUUUAGUAAAUCUGGCCAACAAAGGGCAGCUCGAAGCAAGUUAAAUCUCUUCCACAGUUUGCGAUGA